CCAAACUCUGCACUUUCAUCUUCUUUUCCAUAUCCGAAACACGUGCCAAGUUCAGCUGCCACUGGCUCAUCUUCUUUCCCGUUUUGCUUUAUAAAACAACCGUUGUGAAUUAUCCAUUUCCCAAGGAGUUGAUAAAUCCUCAGAUUUCUCGGACCACAACGAUCGAAGCCUUGCCAAAAAGCCACAGACUUUUACAGUUUUAGAGGCACCCUCUGGCAUCCAUGGCUUUAGCCAUUGCCUCCACUGCAUUUUCAAGCCUCCCAACAAGGGAACCGCAUCAACGAUUUUUCCCGAGAAAACUCUCGACUUGCUCACCUGCAGGGAGGGGUUCCAGUGCGAUUAACGCAACAAAAGGUGUGUCAAGUGUAUGUGAACCACUUCCUCCGGAUAGGCCUUUAUGGUUCCCAGGGAGUUCACCACCCGAGUGGCUUGAUGGCAGUCUUCCUGGCGAUUUUGGCUUCGACCCCCUUGGAUUGGGGUCUGAUCCAGAGUUACUUAAAUGGUUUGCACAAGCUGAGCUGAUGCAUGGCAGGUGGGCAAUGCUUGCAGUGGCUGGAAUUCUGAUUCCAGAAUUUCUUGAAAGAUUAGGUUACAUCGACAACUUCUCAUGGUACGAUGCUGGUACUCGAGAGUACUUUGCAGACCAAACAACCUUAUUUGUAGUGCAAUUAAUCUUGAUGGGUUGGGUGGAGGGCAGAAGAUGGGCAGAUAUGAUAAAUCCAGGGAGUGUUGACAUUGAGCCUAAAGUUCCACACAAGAAAAACCCAAAGCCAGAUGUUGGCUACCCAGGUGGGCUAUGGUUUGACCCCAUGAUGUGGGGGAGAGGGUCCCCUGAGCCCGUGAUGGUGUUGAGGACUAAGGAAAUCAAGAACGGGAGGCUUGCUAUGCUUGCUUUUGUGGGGUUCUGGUUCCAAGCCAUUUACACAGGAGAGGGCCCCAUUGAGAACUUGCUGGCUCACAUUGCAGAUCCUGGUCACUGCAACAUCUUUUCGGCUUUCACAUCACAUUAGAGUUGAGAAUUUGAGAAUCGGUUUGUGAAAGACAUAUAUACAAAAUUGGUAGCAUCAAACAGCCAAAAGCAUGCAUGCAGUUUCUCUUUUAUUCCUGAUCUCAGCUGUUACUGGUUUCCAGAAGCGAGCAAUUGUAUAUAUCAACAAACCAAGAGUCAUCGAUCUGAACCGUGAUUUGUUUUGUUGCAAAUGAUGAUGCUAUAACAAAAUUGAUUUAUUAUA
Juglans microcarpa x Juglans regia is the source of this 1232-nucleotide messenger RNA. RefSeq names its product photosystem I chlorophyll a/b-binding protein 6, chloroplastic. Gene Ontology annotation, biological process: photosynthesis, light harvesting in photosystem I; response to light stimulus. The coding region runs from base 222 to 1010 and encodes 262 amino acids. The record is from RefSeq and is a predicted model, not a curated record. Gene Ontology annotation, cellular component: membrane. NCBI's taxonomy places the organism in Eukaryota, Viridiplantae, Streptophyta, Magnoliopsida, Fagales, Juglandaceae. The transcript is spliced from 5 exons.